This is a messenger RNA of Seminavis robusta, 702 nucleotides long. The record is from the annotation of a GenBank genome assembly. NCBI's taxonomy places the organism in Eukaryota, Bacillariophyta, Bacillariophyceae, Naviculales, Naviculaceae.
AUGAAUGAUCCAUCCAACCAACAAGAUGGCAAUAGCAAUGCCCAAGAUGGUGGUAGAGACUUUGAUGAUCGUCAACCAGACCAGCUUGAUCAGGCAGCAAGGGAUAGCCUUAUCAACAGAGCAGAGGCAGAAGCCGCACAGCAGGACCAAGAUGAAGAAUCGGAUGCCAUGAUAGCUCAUGUAGAAGGUACAAAUGAGGUCAAGUCAGAGGAAGAUGGAGCAACAGCAAAAUUCACAGAGAUCGGGUCGGAACAAGCUGGUCUCACAAACCAAAAAGAGAGACAGACUGCUACUGAUCCAGGCAUGCCUGUAAAAGGGUUGCAAGGAAACACAGGACUGGCAGCUGCUGGAGCACAUCAUGUACAAACAAAUGCCGCCAUGGGUGGUGCUCAUGAUCACCCAGCAGGUACUAGUACGCUGGAAGAGACAAUAGGCAUAGACAAAUAUUUGCGAACAAACACAGCGACGACAGCGACGACAGCGGCAGAGGCAAAUCACGAAAAAGCAAGUGCCGCCGUAGGUGGUCCUCAGGACCUGUUUACGCUGGAAGAGACCGCAUUGUUACACCCAGGUACGCGUGAAACCGUCCAACAACAGCAGCAACAAAUCUUGGUGCCCGGUGCCUACCCCAUGGCAGGGACGGGAAUUUCCAACUUAACUAAUAAUGAUGAAGACGAAGCACCCGUCGAUUCCUCUGGCUAA